CUGCUCCGCGCACGCAUGGCGCCCGCACACGGAGUCUGACCUGAUGCGGACGCAAGGGGGUUAAUAUGAACGCCCCUCUCGGUGGAAUCUGGCUGGGGCUCCCUCUGCUCUUGACCUGGCUCAGCCCUGAGGUCAGCUCUUCAUGGUGGUACAUGAGAGCUACAGGUGACUCCUCCAGGGUGAUGUGUGACAAUGUGCCAGGCCUGGUGAGCCGCCAGCGGCAGCUGUGCCACCGACACCCGGACGUGAUGCGUGCCAUAGGCCUGGGUGUGGCCGAGUGGACAGCAGAGUGCCAGUAUCAGUUCCGACAACACCGCUGGAAUUGCAACACCCUGGACAGGGACCACAGCCUCUUUGGCAGGGUUCUGCUCCGAAGUAGUCGGGAAUCUGCCUUUGUAUACGCCAUCUCCUCAGCUGGAGUUGUAUUUGCCAUCACCAGGGCCUGUAGCCAAGGAGAAUUAAAAUCCUGUUCCUGUGAUCCAAAGAAGAAAGGAACUGCCAAGGACAGCAAGGGCACCUUCGACUGGGGUGGCUGCAGUGAUAACAUUGACUAUGGGAUCAAGUUUGCCCGAGCCUUUGUAGAUGCCAAGGAAAGGAAAGGAAAGGACGCCAGAGCCCUGAUGAAUCUUCACAACAACAGAGCUGGCAGGAAGGCUGUAAAGCGGUUCUUGAAACAAGAGUGCAAGUGCCAUGGUGUGAGCGGCUCGUGUACUCUGCGGACGUGCUGGCUGGCCAUGGCCGACUUCAGGAAAACGGGCGAUUACCUCUGGAGGAAGUACAAUGGAGCCAUCCAGGUCGUCAUGAACCAGGAUGGCACUGGUUUCACUGUGGCUAACAAGAGGUUUAAGAAGCCAACGAAAAAUGACCUUGUGUACUUUGAGAAUUCUCCAGACUACUGUAUCAGGGACCGAGAGGCAGGCUCCCCAGGUACAGCAGGUCGUGUGUGCAACCUGACAUCCAGAGGCAUGGACAGCUGUGAAGUCAUGUGCUGCGGGAGAGGCUACGACACCUCCCGCGUCACCCGGAUGACCAAGUGCGAGUGUAAGUUCCACUGGUGCUGUGCCGUGCGUUGCCAGGACUGCCUGGAGGCCCUGGACGUGCACACAUGCAAGGCUCCCAAGAGUGCUGACUGGACAACCCCAACAUGACCCCAGCAGAGGUCACCGCCCACCGACCCUCCUGCAAGGACUCCACUGGAUCUGCGAGGACACUGGACCCGUGGGCUCUCUUAGGGGGGAUAUUUCUUAAGGCAUGUGGCCUUUGUCUCAACAGAAGCCCCUCCCCUCCUCGAUGGCCCCAGUACUGGGGGCCAUGUGCUGCAUACAACACAUGCCCUGUUCUGUCUGCCACCUGGCUCUCUGGGGUCCCCCCUCUUCCUGGGGAGUUCUCUUUGGAACCAGGCUAUUGGGGGGAGGGUGGCGGGCCCAGAUCGCCAUCUUCACCCUUCUAGACUUUCCUCUUUCUAGAGCUGUUGGCAGGAAGACAGUCUCAAGGGAGCUUCCUUUGCGUCCUCCCACACACAAUCGCCGUGAAGAAAUCUCAUCCUUCUCUCCAGGAGUGGGUGCAGGGGGGAGUAAAGAACACAAAAUCGACUGUCGUUGAUUAACUUACAUUCUUGAAAAAUCCAGCAAGGUUUUCCUGUGAUCAGUGGUUGCCAGGGGCCACCCCACCCACUCUGCCCGCACCCUGGGGUGAAUGGUCACUGCCUUUGGGAAGGAUGGCUUUCAAUAAACUUCAGGUUUCAAAUGCACACUUUCAAGGGACUCAUUGCCUUGGUCGAGUCUGACGUAAGAAGGUGG
This is a messenger RNA of Lepus europaeus (European hare), 1799 nucleotides long. RefSeq names its product Wnt family member 2 (gene WNT2). The record is from RefSeq and is a predicted model, not a curated record. Bases 66 to 1148 code for a protein of 360 amino acids. Gene Ontology annotation, cellular component: extracellular region. Gene Ontology annotation, biological process: cell fate commitment; canonical Wnt signaling pathway; multicellular organism development. Lineage: Eukaryota; Metazoa; Chordata; Mammalia; Lagomorpha; Leporidae. The transcript is spliced from 5 exons. Gene Ontology annotation, molecular function: frizzled binding; cytokine activity.